Messenger RNA from Zea mays, 1458 nucleotides. Its product is annotated as glutamine synthetase 3. The coding region runs from base 170 to 1285 and encodes 371 amino acids. The transcript has 8 exons. The record is from RefSeq and is a predicted model, not a curated record. Gene Ontology annotation, cellular component: cytoplasm. Lineage: Eukaryota; Viridiplantae; Streptophyta; Magnoliopsida; Poales; Poaceae. Gene Ontology annotation, molecular function: glutamine synthetase activity.
GCACCAGGCCGCGGACCGUCCGGCCCCUGCGCGCGGACCGUCCGCCCCUGUGCAGAGGGCACCGCCGCCGGUUCUUCUUGAGUGAUUGGCGCUCCGAAAAAGCGUCAACAUACUUUUGGCGACUCCGCUGGGGAAUAGGUGUCUAGAUCUGCUAAAAAUCGGCCCAUAAAUGGCCGGUUCUAAGGAUCACACCAAGAUCUCCACUACCAACAUCAUCAAGCCGGCCAUGGAGGCGCUCCCGGCUGAUGACCAAAGGCCCUUUGAAGACCUCGUAAUGCGCGAUGAGAAGGAGGUGAUGCGGCAAUGGAACGAACAACGCGACAAGGAAGAGGCGGAACUGCUACAUAAACUCUCCGAACGGCGCAAGGAGGCGGCGGACAAGUACUUGUCACACUUCACGGUAGAUCGCCACCAGAAGAUCGUCCGCCAAGGGGAGAUCGAUAUGGAAUCUCUCCUACCUCCACUUCAGGGUCCCGCUGUGAUGUGUGACUGCUACACGCCACAAGGCGAGCCAAUCCCCAGUAACAAGAGGUACAAAGCUGCCACGGUUUUCAGCCACCCCGAUGUUGCAGCUGAGGUGCCAUGGUACGGUAUUGAGCAGGAGUACACUCUCCUUCAGAAGGAUGUGAGCUGGCCCCUUGGCUGGCCUGUUGGUGGAUACCCUGGUCCCCAGGGACCAUACUACUGUGCUGCCGGUGCCGAUAAGGCCUUUGGGCGCGACGUGGUUGACGCCCACUACAAAGCCUGCCUCUACGCCGGCAUCAACAUCAGCGGCAUCAACGGCGAAGUCAUGCCUGGACAGUGGGAGUUCCAAGUCGGGCCGUCCGUUGGGAUCUCUGCCGGCGACGAGAUAUGGGUCGCCCGCUACAUUCUCGAGAGGAUCACUGAGAUGGCCGGAAUCGUUCUCUCCCUCGACCCGAAGCCGAUCAAGGGUGACUGGAACGGCGCCGGCGCUCACACCAACUACAGCACCAAGUCGAUGAGGGAGGCCGGUGGCUACGAGGUGAUCAAGGAGGCGAUCGAGAAGCUGGGGAAGAGGCACAGGGAGCACAUCGCCGCGUACGGCGAGGGCAACGAGCGCCGCCUCACGGGCCGCCACGAGACCGCCGACAUCAACACCUUCAAAUGGGGCGUGGCGAACCGCGGCGCGUCCAUCCGCGUCGGCCGCGACACCGAGAAGGAGGGCAAGGGAUAUUUCGAGGACCGCAGGCCGGCUUCCAACAUGGACCCCUACGUCGUCACCGGCAUGAUCGCCGACACCACCAUCCUGUGGAAGGGAAACUGAUAAAACCACUGUUCUUCUCCUGCACGCAUGCAUCCGCCCCGUGCUGUCACUUUUUGUUUUUCAAAUUUCGAUUCCCGUCCUAAAGUUUGUUAGCACUUAUUAUUUCGCUCUCCAGUGUACUGCUCGGAAAGUCCGAAUAAAAACGGCUCUAAUGAUUUUGUUUUUUUUUUUAA